Molecule: messenger RNA, 8548 nt
Organism: Eublepharis macularius
Lineage: Eukaryota; Metazoa; Chordata; Lepidosauria; Squamata; Eublepharidae
Gene: RERE
Product: arginine-glutamic acid dipeptide repeats
Exons: 22
Coding region: 229-4797 (1522 amino acids)
Biological process (GO): regulation of DNA-templated transcription
Cellular component (GO): nucleus
Molecular function (GO): sequence-specific DNA binding; transcription corepressor activity; chromatin binding
Source: RefSeq, a predicted model, not a curated record
CCUUUAGACUUCCUUUGGGAUUUCCCCACCUCCCACCAUCACCAGACAAAACCCUACUGAUGGUGUGAUUCACCAGGGGGAGAGCCUUUUUAAAACGCUGGGGUUGCUGGAGUGGUCGAAUUUUUCCUGGAAUUGAGUGAGAAAUUCAGAAGACUGAAGCCCAGGCUCACUGUCUACCUUUCACGGAGGCCCAGCCGUGAGAGGACAGAAGAAGGCACGUGGCGAAUCAUGACAGCAGACAAAGAAAAGGACAAAGAGAAAGAAAAGGACCGGGACAGAGACCGGGACAGGGAACGGGACAAGAGGGAGAAAGCACGGGAGGGCGAGAACUCACGGCCUCGCCGGAGCUGCACUCUGGAAGGAGGGGCCAAGAAUUACGCGGAGAGUGACCACAGCGAAGAUGAGGACAACGACAACAACAGUGCCACCACGGAGGAGUCCACAAAGAAAAACAAGAAGAAACCGCCCAAGAAGAAAUCGCGCUAUGAGAGGACAGACAACGGGGAGAUUACCUCCUUCAUCACAGAAGAUGAUGUUGUCUACAGGCCUGGAGAUUGUGUAUACAUUGAGAGUCGCCGACCAAACACCCCAUACUUCAUCUGUAGCAUUCAAGACUUCAAACUGAGCAAACGGGACCACCUUCUGAUGAACGUCAAAUGGUACUAUCGCCAGUCUGAAGUCCCAGAUUCUGUCUAUCAACAUUUAGUUCAGGACCGACAUAAUGAGAAUGAUUCUGGGCGUGAGCUGGUAAUUACAGACCCAGUGAUCAAGAACCGAGAGCUCUUCAUUUCGGACUACGUCGACACCUAUCAUGCUGCUGCUCUGAGGGGGAAGUGUAAUAUCUCCCAUUUUUCUGACAUUUUUGCUGCUAGAGAGUUUAAAGCUCGAGUGGAUUCCUUUUUCUACAUACUGGGCUACAAUCCAGAAACAAGGAGGUUGAACAGCACACAGGGUGAAAUCCGGGUUGGGCCCAGUCACCAGGCAAAACUUCCGGAACUGCAGCCAUUCCCUUCAGGAGACAGCGACACUGUGACACAGCAUGAGGAGCUGGUCUGGAUGCCCGGAGUCAACGACUGUGAUCUGCUCAUGUACCUGAGGGCAGCACGGAGCAUGGCAGCUUUUGCAGGGAUGUGUGAUGGAGGAUCCACGGAAGACGGCUGUGUUGCAGCCUCCCGCGAUGACACUACGCUCAACGCACUCAACACACUACAUGAAAGCAACUAUGAUGCUGGCAAAGCCCUGCAGCGCCUGGUGAAGAAGCCGGUGCCCAAACUCAUCGAGAAGUGCUGGACAGAAGAUGAAGUGAAACGCUUCAUUAAAGGACUCCGACAGUAUGGAAAAAACUUCUUCAGGAUCCGAAAAGAGUUGUUGCCUAAUAAGGAAACGGGAGAACUGAUCACCUUCUAUUACUACUGGAAGAAAACCCCCGAAGCUGCAAGUUCUCGAGCUCACCGCAGGCAUCGGAGGCAGGCCGUGUUCCGGAGAAUUAAGACCCGAACAGCUUCCACACCAGUUAACACUCCCUCCAGGCCCCCCUCCAGUGAAUUCUUGGAUUUGAGUUCCGCCAGUGAGGAUGAUUUCGACAGUGAAGACAGCGAGCAAGAGCUGAAGGGUUACGCCUGUCGCCACUGCUUCACCACCACCUCCAAGGACUGGCACCACGGUGGGCGGGAGAACAUCUUGCUCUGUACUGACUGCCGUAUCCACUUCAAGAAGUACGGGGAGCUCCCGCCCAUCGAGAAGCCAGUGGACCCGCCCCCCUUUAUGUUUAAGCCUGUCAAAGAGGAAGAUGAUGGACUCAGCGGGAAGCAUAGCAUGAGGACACGGAGGAGUCGAGGCUCGCAGAUGUCUACACUACGCAGUGGUCGUAAAAAGCAGCCAACCAGCCCCGAUGGUAGAGCCUCCCCCAUCAACGAAGACAUCCGAUCCAGCGGUCGCAACUCUCCCAGCGCUGCCAGUACUUCAAGUAAUGAUAGCAAGGCUGACUCAGUGAAGAAGUCCACCAAGAAGAUAAAAGAGGAGACAUCAUCUCCUCUCAAGAGUUCCAAGCGACAGCGAGAAAAAGCAGCGUCUGACACAGAGGAGCCUGAAAGAAUCAACGCCAAAAAAACCAAAACUCAAGAGAUCAGCAGGCCCGAUUCCCCCUCGGAAGGGGAGGGAGAAGGGGAAAGCUCCGACAGCCGCAGUGUGAACGAUGAGGGCAGCAGUGACCCGAAGGACAUCGACCAGGACAACCGGAGCACCUCGCCCAGCAUCCCCAGCCCCCAGGAGAACGAAAGUGACUCAGAUUCGUCCGCUCAGCAGCAAGUGCUGCAGGCGACCAAUGGCCUGUCGCAACCCCCGCCACCUGCUCUCCCUGUGUCAGCACAGCUGCCCGCACCUCUGCCCAUAGCUGCAAGUACCCCCUCUUCGGUGCCCUCCCAUGUUUCUCCAGCAUCCCAGCCGCCCGGCCAGCCAGCAGCUCCGGUGCCCCCUCAUUCUCAUAUCCAGCAAGGCCCUGUGCUUCACCCCCAGAGACUCCCUUCACCUCACCCACCUCUGCAGCCUCUGACCGUGCCCCAGAGCCAACCCCAGGUUCCCACCGCAUCUCAGCCGCACCCGCAGCCUCCGCUCCACGGGCAGAUCCAGGCGGUCCCUCACAGCCUCCAGGCCCAGCCGCUCCUGCCUCAUCAAGUCCCUUCUCAGGCUUUCUCGCUGCCGCCUCAGUCGUCGGCCUCUUCUCAGUCUCAGGUUCCCCUGCAGUCACAGCCCGCCUCUCACCCCCAUGCGGCGCUUCAGCCCCCUGCAGCCCAGCCCGGCUUGCAAGCACCGUCUCCCAUGCAGCAGCCGCCACAGCCACCGCGAGAGCAGCCCCUGCCCCCUGCCCCCCUAUCUAUGCCACACAUCAAACCGCCUCCCACCACCCCAAUCCCUCAGCUCCCUACCCCAGCACACAAGCACCCUCCCCAUCUGUCGGGACCUUCGCCGUUUUCCAUGAACUCCAAUCUGCCGCCACCGCCCGCCCUGAAGCCGCUCAGCUCCCUCUCGACUCACCACCCGCCAUCUGCGCAUCCGCCUCCCUUGCAGCUGAUGCCUCAGAGUCAGCCGCUACAGCCCUCAUCAGCACAGCCUCCCGUCCUGACGCAAAGCCAGAGCUUGCCUGCCUCGGCCAGCCACCCCUCCGCCAGUCUCCAUCAAGUACCUUCACAGCCCCCUUUCUCCCAGCAUCCCUUUGCCCCCGGGGGGCCGCCCUCCAUCACUCCGCCCUCUUGUCCGUCGACAUCCACGCCUCCUUCUGUGCCUGGCGUUCCGCCUCAAGCCGCAGUCUCCACGUCGGCAGCUUCCUGCGGAAACGUCCCAGUGGUCACGUCUACGAUACCACCCAUCCAGAUUAAAGAGGAGGCUCCAGAUGAGGCAGAGGAACCAGAAAGCCCGCCACCCCCACCCAGGAGUCCAUCGCCAGAACCGACGGUGGUGGAUACACCGAGCCAUGCCAGCCAGUCCGCUAGGUUUUACAAGCACCUGGAUCGUGGCUACAACUCAUGUGCAAGAACAGACCUGUAUUUCAUGCCACUAGCAGGUUCCAAACUGGCAAAGAAGCGAGAGGAGGCCAUCGAGAAGGCUAAGAGGGAGGCAGAGCAGAAGGCAAGAGAAGAGAGGGAACGGGAGAAAGAGAAAGAAAAGGAGAGGGAGAGAGAGCGUGAGCGUGAGAGAGAAGCAGAAAGAGCGGCGCAGAAAGCAUCCAGCUCCUCCCAUGAAGGGCGUCUCGGGGAUUCCCAGCUGAGUGGGCCAACUCACAUGAGGCCUUCGUUUGAACCACCUCCCACCACUAUUGCUGCAGUUCCCCCGUACAUUGGGCCAGACACGCCAGCACUACGGACUCUCAGCGAAUACGCGCGCCCCCAUGUCAUGUCCCCCACAAAUCGCAACCAUCCCUUCUUCGUUCCCCUCAACCCCACUGACCCACUUCUGGCCUACCACAUGCCUGGCCUUUACAAUGUGGACCCCACCAUCCGGGAACGGGAGCUACGCGAACGGGAGAUCCGGGAGCGAGAGAUCCGAGAGCGGGAGCUGCGCGAGAGGAUGAAGCCGGGCUUCGAGGUGAAGCCUCCAGAACUCGAUGCGUUGCACCCUGCCACCAACCCCAUGGAGCACUUUGCCCGACACGGCGCCCUCACCAUUCCCCCCACGGCAGGCCCUCAUCCGUUCGCUUCUUUCCAUCCGGGGUUGAACCCUCUGGAACGGGAGAGACUUGCUCUGGCAGGCCCCCAGUUGCGGCCUGAAAUGAGCUACCCUGACAGACUGGCUGCCGAAAGGAUACACGCGGAGCGGAUGGCCUCGCUCACCAACGAUCCCUUGGCCAGGCUCCAGAUGUUCAACGUGACGCCGCAUCAUCACCAACAUUCACACAUACACUCGCACCUCCACCUCCACCAGCAAGACCCGCUCCAUCAAGGCUCAGCUGGACCUGUUCAUCCCCUUGUGGAUCCCUUGGCAGCUGGACCCCACUUGGCACGCUUCCCAUACCCACCUGGUACCAUCCCAAACCCAUUGCUAGGGCAGCCACCGCACGAACAUGAAAUGCUCCGGCAUCCAGUCUUCGGUACCCCCUACCCCCGUGACCUGCCCGGUGCCAUCCCCCCUCCAAUGUCAGCUGCCCAUCAAUUACAGGCCAUGCAUGCCCAGUCAGCAGAACUUCAGAGACUAGCUAUGGAGCAGCAGUGGCUACACGGACAUCCCCACAUGCAUGGGGGACACCUUCCCAGUCAAGAAGACUAUUACAGUCGGCUGAAGAAAGAAGGCGACAAGCAGUUGUAAUAAAUUAUUUAUUUGUAAGGCCAGCUGCGGAGGAGCCCCAUCCUUGGGAAAAAGGCGAUAUGGAAGUGCGUCCCAGAACUGCAGAAUGUGAGAGAACCAAUCUUCGGAAGACACCUUUCUCUGUUUAAAAAUGAAAAGCCCAACUGCUAGAGACUUGCGUCAAUGCAUAUAUUAUAGGGUUCAUUUGUAGAGAAGAUUUCGCAAGACCGGUUUGGGGAGGGGUGGGGGGGUCUCCUUGCAUGAUAAAAACCUGUUAAGCCUGUUGGAAAACACACAGGACCUGAGGAAAUAUUCAGAGACGUUCCCUGGGCAAUCUGGGGGGUGGGGGUGUUGGGUUCGGUUUUUUUUUUUUUAAUUUUGUGUUUGUUUUUGUUUUGAGUAGGUGCUAGAAUCAGGUUCACAACAUAAUGCAAGCCACUGUGCAUAAAAAUACACUCAAUUUAUAUAUAGAUAUAUAUAUACUUUAAGAAAAGAGAAAAAAAACAAGAAUUACAAGUAAGUGGCAUAAACAACCUCUGAAAAUCCAAGUGCUAUAAACAAGAAUUUUAAAAGAAAUCUACUUUUAUUUUAAUACAUUGUAGGAAAACUUCAUAAUUUUAAAGAGAGCUUUGCAGCAUGGCUUUAUAAGUCUGUAAAUAAUUUUUCGGGUUAGGGGCUAAAAAUUAUUAUUAUAACCUUCACAAAAUCCUGAUUCCCCCCCCCCCUUUCUUUUUCCUCCAGUAACAUCAUAAAAUCGUUACUUCUUACCUGGUGUUGACAAGAAUACAGAGUUGAUUUUUUAAUAUAAGAGGAAUAUAUAUAAUUAUCCCUUUAGUUAAAGGGAGACGUUGGGGGGAUGUCAGUAAUUUCAAAAUGGGCAGAAGCUUGAUUUUAUGGUUUGGUAGCAAUGUAAACAUUAAAGGGAGUUGCAGGGAUAAUGUUACAGAACUACCAUUUUCUCUUGUAUGUGUGUUUGUGUGUGAUUUUUAAUUUAAUUCCUUUGUUCCACGAUCAUCAUAACGGCCUUCUGUCUUAGAAAUUGGUUUUGUCAUAAUUCAGUUGCUCAGCAGGUAAAUGCAUUACACGUUCUACAUUUGGGGAUAAAUUGUUGAAGGCAAAAAUAAUACCUGCACUGGAGCCUUCUUUCAGCAUGCCCCGCAGGUGCAGGAGUUUUUUGAAGCGAACAGAAUUUGUCCGUGUUGCAGUUCAUUCAAAGAAUGAGUUUCUUGCAAAAUUCUGGAAUGUUGUACGUUCCCAGAACAGCUUCAAAAUUCGCCUCUUCCUUUAUUAAUGUAGCAUUAGCCUGAAACUUUUAUCUUGUAAAAUGUGUGCCACACCCUUGCACUAACAUUUUUCUUUUAAAAAAGGCUUAAGUUUUCAUUCCGUCUUCUAGACUUCUGGCCACAGAUCCCGCAAGAAGUUCCUUGUAAAGAGGAGCUUCUUUGUUCUUUUCUGCACACAUGGAGCAUGCCCCACUCUUUGGAAAGAAUCUGUGUGCUUGGAGCUCCGUGUGAGUAUCGGAGCCCCCGCACGAGGCACCAGAGCUGCUGAAUCUAAACACAGACUUGUACUGAUACAAUGCAACAAUACACACCAAACCACUUGAAAAAUAAUUUAUUUUCUAGAUGUGCUGGAUUAGAUCUUGUCAUUCCAGGCCUUUGAGCAUGUUUGGGGAGUGGGGCAAAGGGGCUGUCAGAGAGCUGUGAGCCUUCAUGGUGGCCAAGCUUAAAUUGCACUUAUUCAAAACGUGAGAUCUUGAUUGUCCCGGGUUUCCUUUUGAUAGGGAUGCAUGUCGGCAAAACUUUGCUGAUACAUCCAGUACAGUGGACCACUGGGGUUAGGUAGCGCCUGGACUUAACCCCAAGAGCAUAAACUGCCAGGAAGUUAACCAGCACAAGACUCAUGGAAAUCAACAACAACUGAAUGUGUGUGCACUCUUUUAUAGUGCCUGUUUUCAGAGGAAAACUUCCUGGAAGAUUGUGCCUUAAGGUUCCCCCCCCCCCCCAAGUUUAAGAUGGAAAUUGCCCUGCGGCACUCUUCUUGUGCAGUGAGGGCAGCCAUAAAACCGGUAGACAACUUUCAAGACAAAGAGGUGACAAUGAUAUAAAACCCCUUUCCGUCCCUCUCAAGCUAUGACUUUAGAUACAAGGGCAGAUGGCACCGAAGUCUGUGACGUGUGUGUGGCCAGUUACAUUUUUUCCCCAUUUGUUGCAUUCACUGUAACAUUUUCUUUCUUUUUCUUCCUCUUCCGGAGGGCUGUUACCAUUUGCUGCGAAGACUGUUAUCCAUGGUGGUCUUUCAGAGAGCAUCAUUGUGCCACAUCAGAGAACCCUGUAGCUAAUUGUUGGCUAUCUCCAAAGACACAGGGCAGGGUGCAUUUUUAACCUGCCUAGCAGAAUUCCGGUCUCCUUCUGCCUUGGGUCAGAGAAAGGUGGUUUAUUUGCUUGGCUUCCCACUUCUUCUUUAACCUCUAUUAUUCAGAGUUGUCUUUCAUUCUAAUUCCAUUCCUUGUUAGGAAUCCAAUGCUUGCUUUCAUGCCAAGACACAAGUGGCUGGUUAGUGGUAAGAUACAGCCUGUGCGGCAUUUCUUUAGUCCCCUCCCUAUUACCCAGGCCAGCCUGGUUCACCCCAUUUUCAAAAGUGAUGACAUUAGGGUGUGCUCACAUCACAUCCAGUGCUCAUCUGACCUCAUCGCCCAGGUACACUGUGCCAGUCCCUGCCCCUCGAUAGGACAGACCAUGGCACAGUUCACAUAAGAUGAUUUCCAGAUGGGAUUCUUCCAGGAAGAGGCACAUAUGCUUUCUCACCUGUGCUCUUGAGAGCUAAAAUGCUGGGUUCAGGAGCGCAGGGUGCUAAAUUCGGCAGACAAGAGCACAGCAAACAAGAUCCUCAAAGCUUUACCUUCUCAAGCUUGUCCAGUAUAUUUCCGAUUUACUACCAUUGUUUGAAAGUUGAUAUCCAUAAUUCCCAGCUUUACUUGGCUGAGCAUUCCCAACAGAUUGUCAUACUUGGUUGCCUUUUAAGGCACUUCCGUAUGAUCAAAAGCGUCUUCUCAAGAAAACCUGAGGGCCGGCAGCUUUGUGAGGGUGACGCUGAACCUUUACAGAUCUCCUGUCCCUUCCCAGAACUACAAUUCUCCCAGUUCUUUGGGGGAGACAGUUUAGCACAGAUGACUGUAGACAUGUCCGCAGUCCAUGGUACUGUUAAUGUCAGCUUGCUCCUUUCCCUUUCAGUUUUACAUGUAGCACUUUGUGGUUCCUUCUUGGAAUCUGAUUUUUUUAUGUUUAUGGUUAGUAUUUUGAAUCAUUCCGGGGUGGCAGAGGAGUCCAGAAGCUGUUUAUUUCUUGGAUCUAAUGAUUAACUACAGUGUUACGUGCACCUGGUCUCUGAGGCCACCAUGCCCUAUUUAGAACCACCCAGAGCUUUUGGGGUUACCUUUUCAGAAUUCUUAUUUUUAUUCUUUGAAUUUUUAAAAUUCAUUUUGUUGUUGUUUUUUGUGGGUUUUUUUCCUUUCCAACCGUCUCUUGUUCUGUGUCGUCAUGGUUUUGACCUAGUUUCACUGCGCCGUUUAAAAAGCAGAAUAUACAUUCUGACAGCUACGUUUAUAUAUAUCUUGAGGCUUAGUGUAUAUAUGAGUAGUUUGCCAUGGGAUAACACAGUGUAAAACAGAGUAGAAAACCCAGAAAUCGUGACUUCUGUGUUCUCUCCAUUUUGAGUAUUUUGUAAUUUUUUUGAAAUAUUUGUGGACAUAAAUAAAAACCAAGCUACACUA